GUGGACUUUGAAAUAUCCGAGACCGAAUAAAAUAAUUGAACGCACCACCACUUGAGAUGGACUCUUACGACCUAUGGGACCUCUGAAGAAUGGGAGUCCCUAAAUACAUCCAAUUAUGCACCGACAUGUCACCAAUUAUUCCCACGUGUGGAUUGAGCUUUACUCUCUGUAGUCCACGUCGUCUUUCGCACGUGCCAUGACUCUCUCUCUCUCUCUCUCCGUGACGCUUUUUCCUCCUUUCUUUCCCUCUCCUCCUCCUCUCCCAGUUUCACUGUCGUCGUCUCUUUUCCCAUGAAAGCUUCCUUAAACUGAGAUCUCUGAGAGAGAGAAAGAGAGCUUUCCGUUUCUUCAAAAGCUACGGUGCCUCGUUCUUACGACCUUUCAAGGUCAAGCGAGGUCCGAGCUCCAAAAAUGGAGUCGUGUGAUUGUUUUGAGACGCAUGUGAAUCAGGAUGAUCUCUUAGUGAAAUAUCAAUACAUCUCGGAUGCGCUGAUUGCUCUUGCCUACUUCUCGAUCCCACUCGAGCUUAUCUAUUUCGUGCAGAAGUCUGCCUUCUUCCCUUACAAAUGGGUGCUCAUGCAGUUCGGAGCCUUCAUCAUCCUCUGUGGCGCCACUCACUUCAUCAACCUUUGGAUGUUUUUCAUGCACUCCAAAGCCGUCGCGAUCGUGAUGACUAUCGCCAAAGUCUCCUGCGCAAUCGUGUCGUGUGCGACCGCGUUGAUGCUGGUUCACAUCAUCCCUGAUCUUUUGAGUGUCAAGAACCGAGAAUUGUUUCUCAAGAAGAAAGCCGACGAGCUAGACAGAGAAAUGGGUCUCAUUCUAACCCAGGAGGAGACUGGACGGCACGUCAGGAUGCUUACUCAUGAGAUCAGAAGCACUCUUGACAGACACACUAUUCUACGAACCACUCUCGUCGAGCUCGGCAAAACUCUUUGCCUCGAGGAAUGCGCCUUGUGGAUGCCUUCACAGAGUGGUCUGUAUCUGCAGCUUUCUCAUACUCUUAGCCACAAGAUCCAAGUCGGAAGCAGUGUGCCGAUAAAUCUGCCAAUAAUCAACGAACUCUUCAAUAGCGCUCAAGCAAUGCACAUACCUCACUCGUGCCCCUUGGCUAAGAUUGGGCCUCCAGUUGGGAGAUAUUCACCUCCCGAGGUUGUUUCCGUCCGUGUUCCUCUUCUGCAUCUCUCGAAUUUCCAAGGCAGUGACUGGUCUGAUCUCUCUGGCAAAGGUUACGCUAUCAUGGUACUGAUUCUCCCCACGGAUGGUGCAAGAAAAUGGAGAGACCACGAGUUGGAACUUGUCGAAGUCGUGGCGGAUCAGGUGGCCGUGGCUCUCUCACACGCUGCAAUUCUGGAGGAAUCCAUGCACGCCCGUGACCAGCUUAUGGAGCAGAACUUUGCUUUGGAUAAGGCUCGUCAGGAGGCGGAGAUGGCAGUACAUGCUCGGAAUGAUUUCCUAGCUGUCAUGAACCACGAGAUGAGGACACCGAUGCAUGCCAUCAUCUCUCUGUCUUCCCUGCUUCUUGAGACUGAGCUGUCUCCAGAGCAGAGAGUGAUGAUCGAGACAAUACUGAAAAGCAGCAAUCUUGUGGCCACACUCAUCAGCGACGUUCUCGAUCUAUCGAGAUUGGAAGAUGGGAGUUUACUCUUGGAAAAUGAACCAUUCAGUCUCCAGGCUAUCUUUGAAGAGGUCAUCUCUCUGAUAAAGCCAAUCGCAUCGGUGAAGAAACUAUCGACGAAUCUGAUUCUAUCUGCAGACUUGCCGGCUUAUGCUAUCGGUGAUGAGAAACGUCUGAUGCAAACUAUUCUCAACAUCAUGGGCAACGCUGUGAAAUUCACCAAGGAAGGCUACGUCUCCAUAAUAGCCUCUAUCAUGAAACCCGAGUCCUUGAGAGAAUUACCAUCUCCAGAAUUCUAUCCAGUGCCAAGUGACAAUCACUUCUACCUAUGCGUGCAGGUGAAGGACACAGGGUGUGGAAUUCACACGCAAGACAUUCCUUUUCUCUUCACCAAAUUUGUACAGCCACGUACUGGAACCCAGAGGAACCAUUGCGGUGCAGGACUCGGUCUAGCUCUCUGCAAACGGUUCGUGGGGCUAAUGGGAGGAUACAUAUGGAUAGAAAGCGAAGGCCUAGAGAAAGGCUGCACCGCUUCAUUCAUCAUCAGGCUCGGUAUCUGCAACGGUCCGAGCAGUAGCAGCGGUUCAAUGGCGCUACGUCUGGCAGCUAAAUCGCAAAGCAGACCGUGGAACUGGUGAUACAUGACUGUGGGUGACUUCCACACAUUGAGGAGAGAUUUUUUAACUACACGCUGCAGCAAGAGAGAGGAGAAUGUGGCCGGAAGGUCUCAUCUUCUUUUAACUUAUUGGAUUUUGUUGGAUGUAAUUUGUAAAUAAAAAUACAUAUUAUAUAUACCGGGAUGGGUAUCUUUCAUCUUUUCACCAACAUUUUAUGGAUCAGAGAACAUGCCACAUCUACUUGUUUAAAGAUGGAUACAAAUCCUCAAGAAAAGAAUAAUCCUUUGUGGUUUUGUGGGAGAUUCUAUAUUAUACCUUUACAAAAAAAUAAAGAGAG
Molecule: messenger RNA, 2569 nt
Organism: Thlaspi arvense
Lineage: Eukaryota; Viridiplantae; Streptophyta; Magnoliopsida; Brassicales; Brassicaceae
Source: the annotation of a GenBank genome assembly